Molecule: messenger RNA, 3085 nt
Organism: Gossypium raimondii (Peruvian cotton)
Lineage: Eukaryota; Viridiplantae; Streptophyta; Magnoliopsida; Malvales; Malvaceae
Product: protein DETOXIFICATION 18
Exons: 7
Biological process (GO): xenobiotic detoxification by transmembrane export across the plasma membrane
Cellular component (GO): membrane
Molecular function (GO): xenobiotic transmembrane transporter activity; antiporter activity
Source: RefSeq, a predicted model, not a curated record
AUAGACAGAAUAAUUAAGAAUAGCGGCUAUAGUAAGUUGAUAAGGUCAUUCUAUUUUGCUUUUCCUCUUCUUCAGAAAGCUCCCAGAAAAACAGAAACUGAAGAAGAUAUAGCAGCCGUUCCCCCUUUUUUUUUUUUUUUUUUUGAAAAUCGAUAUGUCAAACACGAAUAUUUCAGAAACGGUUCCGUUUUUGCCGGAGAUGGAUGAUAACAACGACGAAGAUGGGAGGUGGUGGAAGAAUGUUUUGGAUUUGGAAGAGGCGAAGAAACAAGUGUUGUUUUCACUUCCAAUGAUUGUGACGAAUGUUGUGUAUUAUUCCAUAACUUUGGUGUUUGUCAUGUUUGCCGGUCACCUUGGGGAGCUUCAGCUUGCUGGUGCCACGCUUGCUAAUUCUUGGGCCACCGUCACUGGCUUUGCUUUCAUGACAGGAUUAAGUGGAGCACUGGAAACACUUUGUGGUCAAGGAUUUGGUGCCAAAUUUUACAGAAGAUUGGGAAUUUACCUCCAAUCUUCAUGCAUAAUUUCCUGUUCUUUCGCCGUUCUAAUAUCAAUCUCAUGGUUCUUCACCGAGCCCAUAUUGAUCUUCCUUCAACAAGACGCCGAAAUCUCGAAAACUGCGGCGCUUUACAUCAAAUAUCUCAUCCCAGGCUUAUUUGCUUACGGAUUGGUACAAAACAUACUGAGAUUCCUACAGUCGCAAAGUAUUUUAAUGCCUCUGGUGUGGUUUUCGGUUCUGCCAUUGGCACUUCAUUUGGGCAUCGUUUACGCAUUGGUUAAUUGGACGGAUCUGGGUUUCAAAGGAGCUUCAUUGGCAGCUUCGAUUUCGCUGUGGAUUUCACUUGUUUUGUUAUCGUCUUAUGUGGUUUUGGCCCAGAGAUUUGAGGAAACAUGGUCGGGAUAGUCGUCGGAAUCGUUUCGUUUGGUCUUCUCGAACCUGAAACUCGCCAUCCCUUCUGCGGCAAUGGUUUGUUUGGAAUAUUGGUCGUUCGAGCUUCUGGUACUAUUAGCAGGAUUGAUGCCUAAUUCAGAAGUAACUACUUCCUUGAUUGCCAUGUGUGUGAAUACAGAAUCAAUUGCGUACAUGAUUACUUACGGACUUAGUGCUGCAGCAAGCACGAGGGUUUCGAAUGAAUUGGGGGCUGAGAAUCCGAGGAAGGCAAAGACCGCCAUGGUUGUGUCACUCAAGCUUUCAAUCCUUCUGGCUCUAACAGUGGUUGUUGCAUUAGCUUUUGGGCAUAACAUAUGGGCUGCUUUCUUCACCAACACUGCUUCCAUUAUUAACCAAUUUGCUUCAAUCACACCCUUCCUUUUAAUCUCCAUUACCAUCGAUUCUUUUCAAGGCAUCUUAUCAGGGGUGGCCAGAGGAAGCGGAUGGCAGGUGUUGGUUGUGUGGGCUAACUUGGGGACCUUUUAUUUAAUUGGAAUGCCAGUUGCAGGGCUUCUUGCUUUUAAGUUUAAGCUUUAUGCUAAGGGUUUAUGGGUAGGGUUGAUAUGUGGUCUUCCAUGCCAAGCUACUGCCCUCCUGCUUAUUACUUUGUGUAGAAAAUGGACUAAAAUUGAGCUUUCCUAACAAAUUAAUAUUCAACCAUAGUUGAAUCUUAACUAAUCUUCAUACUUUAUGGGUAUUCAUUUGUCGAGACUUAUUUAAAAUAGUGAAUUUGAAAUUUAAAUGAUUCGAGUUUGUUGAUACGUACGUGAAAUAAAGGAGGAAAAGGGUUUUCUAGUGAAGAAGCAAGGAAGAAGAUCAUAGAAUGGAAUGUCUAAAGUGUCGUCCCUUAAAGAGAAUUUUUAAAAAUAUAUAUAAGAGAAGUUUUUCGAGUCAGAGUCUGGAUGGAGUUAUGAUAUAUUUUACUAUAACUAUAUAACAAUGUUCAAAUUUUGUUAUGUUUUUUGUUCUAAUAUUGGAUAAUAGCCUAAAAUUCUGAAUAUAAAAGGCUGCAUAAUAGCCUAAAAUGAUUAGAUAAAGUGUUAUUUGAGGUAAAAUUUGUUCAAUUGAAGUGUUAAUUGAGUAGGGACUAAAUUGUAAAAAUUAUAAAUUUUGGGGUAAAAGUGUAAUUUCAAAAAUUGAAGGGCAUAAAUUGUGAAGUGAAUUAGUAUUGAAAUAGAUGCUAAUGAAUGGAAAAUUUUAUAUUAUAAAUCGGGAAUUCGAAGAUAAACAAGGAAAAGAAAAAGUCACUGAUGAGCCCCUGAAAUAUUACAACUCCUACAAAUUAGCCCAGGUAAGUUCAUACGGCUGAACUUUUAUGAUUAAUUGUUAAUGUGGGAAUGAUUUAAUGUAUUAAUUCGUGUAUUUUUGUUGAAUUAUGAUUAUUGUAAAAAUGUGAAAAUCAAACUGUAAGUUCAAAUUAAGAGAUACGCAGGAUUGAGUACAUAUGUUCAAUAACCAUUGACAAAUUAACGAAUAAGUCCAUGGUGGAUCCGUGGCAAAGUGUGGAACGUAGGUAUGGUAAUUUAGUAAAGAAAACCAUACUGAGUUGUGAAACGUAGGUAUGGUAUUUCAGUAAUGAAAAUCAUACUGAGUUGUGAAAAGUAGGUUGGUAUUUCAAUAAAGAAAACCAUAUUGAGUUAUAGCAUUGUAAAGGAUUCAAACAAAUCGUGGCACCGAGCAAAUUGUGUACUCAAAUCCGCAAGGCAAUCCUUAUUUUAACAAGUAUUUGUAAGUGCAAUUGGAGCUAAAUGUUGGAAUAUAAGUUGAUAUCUGAUAUUGAGCUCAAUUGAGUAAAUUCAUUAUUUGAUAUUGUGGUUGGCAGGAAAUAUUGCAUACUUGUUUAUGAAAAAUGUUAGUGAAAUUUUGGUAAGAUUCUAUUAUGAACCUAUGAACUUACUAAGCUUUCUGUAAGCUUACUUGUAUGUGUUUAUUAUUUCUUGUAGAUUGACGUAUAUAUAUGUUCGGGGGAUCAGAUCUAGAUAAAGGAUCACACAAACCAGAUUUACUCCGGUAGAUUUUGUUAAACAACUUUUUGAUUUAUAUGGCAUGUAUAGGGGUUGAAGUAAUAAAGUAAUAGUAUGAAUGAUUAAGCAUGCAAAGUAAAUCUGAAUGUGAUGGUUGAGGUAGAUAUUGAAAUAUACAUGUUUUAGCUUGAAA